CCGCCUGCCUCGGAGCGCGCGCCCGAGCCCGUCCCCGCCGCUGGGAGCGGCUCCGGGCGGCUGCGCCCGGCUCGAGCAGGAGCGAGAGGACGCGUCCUGGAUCCCGGCGCUAGUGAGAGGGCAGCGGGGCGAGAGCGGUUCGGGUCGUGGGUUUCGGGCCACCAGAGCCGCCAGUCCCUGCGCACCCGGCUGGAAAGUUCUGCGGGCUCCAUCGGGAGAGGCGUGAGGGCAGGGAAGUACAUGUGCUGCCGACGUGAGCACUGUCUCUGCUCUCAGCUACUUCUCCAGCACCAUCCCUGGCUUCCUGCUGCCACGCUCAUCACCAUGGAAAUAGUAAAAUCUUUGUGCACUUCGUCUGAAUCAGGAGCCCAGAUGAGCUUAAAGAAACUGGGGCCGAACCCUUAGCUUUUCAGCUCCACAGCCACUAAACGCCAUUCUAUGCCAGCUCCCGUGUCUCCCGGCCUGUGGAGCGCACCGUUCUGGGAUGGAAAAGCGAAGGACUCAGUCAUUGGCCUCGGGGUCAUCUAAGGAGCACUGACAGGGAAGCAGGUAGUGCAGCCAUGGAGAAGAAUUCAAGCUUCUGGAAAAGCCUGGUGACUGACCACCCACUCUGCACCACCUGGAAGCAAGAGGCCGAAGGGGCCAUUUACCACCUCGCCAGUAUCUUGUUUGUAGUAGGUUUUAUGGGUGGCAGUGGAUUCUUUGGGCUCCUUUACGUCUUCAGCUUGCUGGGGCUGGGUUUCCUCUGUUCUGCGGUCUGGGCGUGGGUGGACGUCUGCGCUGCUGACAUAUUUUCCUGGAAUUUUGUGCUGUUUGUCAUCUGCUUCAUGCAGUUCGUUCACAUCGCGUAUCAAGUUCACAGCAUAACCUUCGCCCGAGAAUUCCACGUGUUGUACAGCUCUCUCUUCAAGCCCCUUGGGAUCCCUUUGCCGGUUUUCAGAACAAUUGCUCUGAGCUCUGAAGUGGUUACUUUGGAAAAGGAGCACUGUUACGCCAUGCAGGGGAAAACCUCCAUCGAUAGACUCUCUGUGCUCGUCUCAGGAAGGAUCCGAGUGACAGUUGAUGGCGAAUUUCUGCAUUAUAUCUCCCCCUUUCAGUUCCUGGAUUCUCCUGAGUGGGAUUCACUAAGACCCACAGAGGAAGGCAUUUUUCAGGUAACCCUCACAGCGGACACUGAUUGCCGAUACGUGUCUUGGAGGAGAAAAAAACUGUACCUGCUCUUUGCUCAGCAUCGUUACAUCUCCCGCCUGUUUUCGGUUUUAAUUGGCAGCGACAUUGCAGAUAAACUCUAUGCCUUGAAUGACAGGGUAUACAUAGGGAAGAAACACCACUAUGAUAUUCGGUUACCCAAUUACUACCAGAUGUCAACUCCAGACCUGUCCAGAUCACCCCUAACCAAACAGUUCCGGAAUUCCAGACAACAUUGUAACAAAUGACAUCAAAACCUCAAGUUGUGUGACUGCUGCAAAAAAAUUGAUUUCAUCAUUCCCCAGACAAUUCAGAGUCAAGAUGCCCUUGCUAGCUGUUUACUAAUUCAUUUUAACUUCUGCAUUGCAAAUAAAAUUUAAAAACUUUCAUGUA
Messenger RNA from Mastomys coucha (southern multimammate mouse), 1581 nucleotides. It is a transcript of the gene Popdc3, whose product is annotated as popeye domain containing 3. NCBI's taxonomy places the organism in Eukaryota, Metazoa, Chordata, Mammalia, Rodentia, Muridae. Gene Ontology annotation, molecular function: cAMP binding. The transcript is spliced from 5 exons. The record is from RefSeq and is a predicted model, not a curated record. Bases 561 to 1436 code for a protein of 291 amino acids. Gene Ontology annotation, cellular component: sarcolemma.